Messenger RNA from Phoenix dactylifera (date palm), 3379 nucleotides. NCBI's taxonomy places the organism in Eukaryota, Viridiplantae, Streptophyta, Magnoliopsida, Arecales, Arecaceae. The record is from RefSeq and is a predicted model, not a curated record.
AUAAGUCAUGGGCCGAAUACCAACGGUCAACUCACCGAAUAGGGAGCCGAGCCCCACUUCGCAGGCCUGAUGGAGACUGCUACCUGGCUUCGUCUUCCGAUCUCUCGAGUCCAAAUAGAGAGGAACAAAAUCACAAACAUCUGGUGGAUUUAUGUUAAUCUUUGGUUUGGGCGAAAGAGAUUCUGGGAUGCGGAGGUCUUCUUCAUUGCUCGCCUCCUUAUCCGUCUCUUCUCCCGCGAGAGAUGCUGCUACCUUCCAAACUGACCUCAGUGUCAUCCAUCCGCCCUCUCCUAGAAGGAAAGCUGCAUCAUCUUCUCGUGAAACCGCCCCCGAUAAUAACAUCCGGGGUGGAAACUCUCAGUUGGAAAGCCUGGUGAUCGAACGAUGUCGAUCAGAGGCUCUUACGAUCGAAGACGCGCUCGAUUUGUUUGACACUGCAGCGGGUGCUAGCCCGAAACCCUCCAUCUCUGUCAUCAACGUCGUCCUCAAUGCCAUCCUUCGAAGGAAGCAUUACCCAACUGUUCUCUCUCUAUAUAACAAGCUAAAUCAAAUGCAAGGAAUCACGCCCACCAUCCACACAUAUGGAGUCCUUAUCAACUGUUGCUGUCGCAUGAAUUGGGUGGAUUUGGGCUUUGGCGUCUUCGGGGAGCUCCUGAAACGUGGCCAUGUCCCUAACGCCAUAAUCUUCAACACUCUUGUUAAUGGCCUCUGCUCCGAGAAGAGGGGGCUCUGCAGUACUGGGAGCUUGGGCUUGGCACUGGAGCUGCAUCAGAAAAUGGCCACAUUGGAAGGUCGUUGCAAGCCUGACAUGGUUACGUAUAACACAAUCAUCCACCACCUUUGCAAAGAGGGAGCUGUAGGCAAGGCUCUCGAACCACUCGGUGAAAUGACUCAUGCUGGUGUUGCCCCGGAUGUUCGCAGUUACAACAGCAUCAUUCAUGGGCAUUCGACUUUAGGCCACUGGAAAGAGGCUGCCAAUUUUUUCAAGGAAAUGGUCGAUCGAGGUCUUUCGCCGGAUGUAGUGACAUUCAACAUGCUGAUGGAUUCACUUUGCAAGCAUGGGAAGACUGCAGAAGCCCAUAAGCUACUUGAUUUUAUGAAUGAAAUAGGGGAAAAGCCUAAUGAAUUGUCAUGUACUAUAUUGGUGCAAGGAUAUUCUCGAGAGAGCCGUCUUAUAGAUGCAAUGGAAGUCCUUGAUUCCAUGUUGGGUAAAGGUCUUUCUCCAAAUUGUCAUACUUACUCUGCUUUGAUUGAUGGAUUCGUCAAGAAUCGAAGAAUGGAUGAGGCUAUGGAGCUAUUCAAGCAGAUGCAACAACAAGGAGUGAAGCCCAAUGUUGUUACCUAUAGUAUUGUACUAAAUGGACUAUGCCACCUUGGAAGAGUGGAGGAUGUCAGAGGCCUCCUUGAUGAGAUGGUGGAUCAUGGAAUGCAUCCAAAUGUCAUCACCUAUAGCUCUAUAAUAUGUGGGUUUUGUACAUUGGGGAAGUGGAAAGAAGCUUUUCAGUUGCUUAAUGAAAUGAUAGAGCGAGGAACUUAUCCUAAUGCUGUGACACUCAAUGCAUUUAUUGAUUUCAUGUGUAAAGAAGGAAAGGUUCGAGAGGCACAUGGAUUAUCGGAAAGGAUGAUUAGUGGAGGCAUAGAGCCUAAUGUUGUUACUUAUAGUACAAUAAUGGAUGGUUACUGUUUGGUAGGGCGAAUGAAUGAUGCAGUGAGAGUUUAUGAUUUGAUGGUUUCAAAAGGCCAUAAGCCCAAUGUUGUAACAUACAAUAUAUUGAUUGAUGGAUAUUGCAAAAGGUGGAUGAUUGAUGAGGCUCUGAGCCUCUUUAAUGCAAUGCCUCAUAAAGGAGUGCAGCAUACAACCAUUGUAUGCAACACCAUAUUAGCUGGGAUGUAUCGAGUACGUAGAGUUGCUGAUGCAGAAAAAUUGUUUGAAAAGAUGCUUGCAGCUGGGGUACGCCCAGACCUUUACAUAUAACAUAAUCUUGGAUGCACUUUGCAAAAACCAACGUAUUGAUGAAGCUAUGAAGCUAUUUCAAGAUACAUUGUCUUUCAAUGUUAACCUCGACAUUGUCUGUUUCAACACCUUAAUUGAUGGUUUGUUCAAAGCUGGUAAGGUUGAAGCAGCCAAAAAUCUCUUCAAUGCUAUUCCUACCAAAGAUUUGAAGCCUAAUGUUGUUACAUAUAGCAUAAUGGUGAAUGGCCUUAUUAUAGAAGGGCUGUUUGAUGAGGCGGAUGGCUUGCUUUUGCAAAUGGACAAAUCUGAUUGCUCUCCAAAUUCCAUAAUGUUCAAUACCAUUGUCCGGAGCUUGCUUCAGAAAGAUGAGAUAAUGAAAGCUAUAGAUUUUCUUUAUAAAAUGGAUGAGAGACGCUUUCCUCUCGAGUCAUCCACUGCAUCUCAUAUAUUAGUUUUGUUCUCAGAGGAUGGAAAAUAUCAUGAAUAUCUGAAGUUGCUUCCAAAUUUCUCUCAGCAUUGUGUGAAGUGAUAAGGUUAUAUUAAAUCAUGAACAGAGGUUUAUGAAUGCUUAUAUCUUAAGUGCACAUUGCAAUCAAUUCAUCAAUUUUUUGUAUGACAUGUUUCUUUCCCUGUCAUGAUGAAUUGAGAAGACUAUCCACUAAAUGGAGGCUUGACCUCCAAAUGUCAGAUCAAGCUCUUGUGAGAACUUGAAUAGGAGUUUUUCAGGAACAAGUUUUCGAUAUCGGUGGGUCUGCUCUGGUGGUGGGGUUGAUGAACCAAUGAAGGUCAUGGUGAUGGAGAUCGAUGGCCACCUCAGGUAAGUACCUUCUACUUGCCUUAAAUGACUUUGCAUGACUACAGAUCAUCAGUAGGGGUCCCUUAUCUGUCUCAGAGGGUGGUUAUGCAUGCUUCUGAGCAGCAGAAAGGAUGAGUUGUACUAAGAAUAUAAUGCUAGAGUUCUUCUUGGUGAGAUGCACAAUUUCUGGAUGAUGCUAUUAGUCAUGGAUUGCGACUCAGCAGUAUAUCUAAUGUGGUGAUGUUGAUCCAGAUUCACAGCAGACAGCGCAACCUCUGAUAUUUGGAACGAAAUGGGCCAGUAGAUGAGUACUAUUACAAGAAGGAAAUGUGCCAGUAGUUAAGUGACUAAUUGGUUUUUGGCAUGAUUUAUAGAUUUUUAGUUUGUUGAUUCAAAUUCUGCUGCAAAGACUGCUUGGACUGCACUUUUUGUUUUUGUUCUUGUGCAUUUUACCACUACUGCUUCAAAGGGUGGAAGAGAAGUUAGUCCAAGAUAAUACGGAAUUUCUCAUUGAUGGCUCCAGCUAUUUACUCCGCUAUUCUAUAAACUGUGAAUCAUGUGUCGGACUUUACUAAUAUUGUACUUGAAGUUUUUACUUGUAAAUGACCAAGGAUAAUGCUUUUACUUCU